AUGUCGUCACGCGGGGUUCCCGAGGUUCUCAUGAAGAAGGUCGACGAGUACGUCGACUCGCUCGCUCCACAGAUCGAACCCCGCAUCACGGCCGAGCUCGAGACAUUCCAACAAAAGACCAUCGACAGCCUCGAGACACAAGUCGUCGACGCCUUUCGUUCCCUCUUCAACACGGACAAGAACAGCUCCGGUGACGCUUCGAGGGGAUUCAGCCUCAACAACUCUGCGCCCGAUGCCUACGGCGGCCAGUCGCUGCCCUUUGCCGAUGAGAUUGCCAGCCUGACGCGCGGGUUUAGCAAGAUUACGGAUGAGGCGAGCGAUGAUCUCCGCGACAUUUUUAACCUUACCGAAGGCGGCGGCGGCGGCGGUGACACCCGUUCGCGUGGUGGCCCCGGCGGCAACAGCUCCUCGUCUGGCGCCAGGGGCUUCCUCUCCGCAGCCUUUGACAUAGUCCAAGAUCAGCUCGACAACAACAACAAAGGCUCCUCCGGUGGCCAGGGGUUCAAGCUCGACGGCCUCCUCGGCGUCCUCAGUGACACAGUCAAGGACGCCUCGCGCAACCCGGAAGAGAAGGCCCGCCUCAUCAGCCCCGAGAUCAAGGAGAAGGUCGGCCUCAAGCUGCGGGAGCAGCACGCGCCCAUCGCCGCCCAGUUUACGCGCCUCGCGCUCGAGCACAUCAAGACCUGGCUGCGCGGCAACACGAGCACGCGCGACCUCGGCGACGGCGUCAAGGGCGAGAUUGAAGACCAGGUCAAGGAUCUCGUCAAGGGCCUUGGUGGCCUGUUUGGCAGCAAGAAGCCGUCCAAUGAAGGCAGCGGUGGCGGCGCCGCGCGGGGUUUCGGCGACCAGACGCGCGACACCGGCGACGGCGACGGGUCCGGCAGCGGCUUCUCCAGGGUCAUCAGCGACAAGCUGAGCACCGGCCUCGCCAAGGUGCACCGCAACGUCCGUCUCGAGUUCCGCAAGAUUCUCGGCGCCAUCGAGAAACAGCUGUUCGAGCUGCUGCCCGACGCCUUCCAGCGCCCACUCGAGAAGAUUCUCGGCGGCAACCCCUUUGAUGCGCAGCUCGACCGUGACGCCGGCGGCGGCCAGCAGCGGGACCGUGGCUUCGGCGACGACAUCAAGACGAAGCUGCUCGACAAGAUCCGCGGGCUUGUGCGCAAGGUCCAGGAGACGCUGCGCGAGAGCAUCCUCGGCGUCGUCAACGGUGGCCACCGCAAGUUUGAGAAGGAGAGCUGGGUCUUUGUGCAGCAAAUGGUCGAGCAAAAGGUGCAGAAGUAUCUGCCCAAGGUCAAGAUUUCCGUGCCGGACGAUAUUGGCGACGAGGGCGUCAGCGUCGGUGCUCCGGCGUCGGGGACCCAGCACGUCGGCGGUGUUCAGCCCGGCCAGUCUGCGGCGGGUGGCUAUGUGCCGCCGCCGCCGCCGGUGCAGAGCCACGACGGUGCAGGGCAGACGCAUGGCCAGCAGGGGUACAGCCCGCCAUCGCAGCACAACCCGCCGUCGCAGUACAACCCGCCGUCGCAGUACAACCCGCCGUCGCAGUACCAGCCGGGAAACUCUGCACCGAGCGGGUAUGCUGAGCUUGACGGAGGAAGCCAACCCCACAGCCAGUCAAGUUACAAGCCCCCUUCGCCAUAUCAGUCUGGCAACUCUGGCCAAGGAGGCUACGCCCCACCGCCGCAGGAAUUGGACGGCGGAGGAUCGACGUACGGCCAGCAGGGGCACAACUCCGCCUCGCCGUACCGGCCGCCGCAGGAUGACCGGCCCGGCCAACACCAGGACCAAGGCUACCGGCCGCCUCAGCAGCAGCACGAUUACCGACCACAGCAGGAUCAGGAAUACCGCCCACAGCAACAGUACCAGGCGUAUCGACCGCAGGAGCAGUCUCACGGCGAGAAUCGCCCCAACGACUACCCGCCCCCACCCUCGCAGUAUCAGUCUGGUCAGUCUCAGGGCUACCAUGGUGGCCAGAACUACCAGCAGAACCAAGACUACCGCCAAGACCAGGGGGGUCGUCAGGAGCAGGGUUACAGGCGCGAGGAUGACUAUCGACGAAAUGAUGACUACAGGCGGGACGACGGCCGUCCGCAGGGCCAGGGGUAUCAGCAAGACGGACGGUAUGACCAGAAUCCUCGGUAUUGA
Messenger RNA from Verticillium nonalfalfae, 2142 nucleotides. RefSeq lists its product as uncharacterized. Bases 1 to 2142 code for a protein of 713 amino acids. The record is from RefSeq and is a predicted model, not a curated record. Lineage: Eukaryota; Fungi; Ascomycota; Sordariomycetes; Glomerellales; Plectosphaerellaceae. The transcript has a single exon.